Messenger RNA from Ogataea philodendri, 288 nucleotides. RefSeq lists its product as uncharacterized. NCBI's taxonomy places the organism in Eukaryota, Fungi, Ascomycota, Pichiomycetes, Pichiales, Pichiaceae. The record is from RefSeq and is a predicted model, not a curated record. The transcript has a single exon. The coding region runs from base 1 to 288 and encodes 95 amino acids.
AUGCAGAAAAUUUUAGAGCAGUUUGGAAACUUGUGGAUUCUCCAAGAUCUCGGUUUGGAAGUUCGGUCUUGGCAGAUCAAACCCAUCAAGCACACGGGAAUACACGUUUCCUCCAAGACGUGCAACGGGUUUGAGCUUGUUGAUGUCGACAUAGGUCAAGGUCUCGUCGGCAAUAUCCUCGCGAACAUGGAAAUGAAGCCCUUCGAUAAGGAUGAUGGUGCCGGACUUUUUGGACGGAUCCGUCUUGGAAUCAAAGUUGGUUGCUUGGACCACUUUUGCUUCAAUUGA